GCGCGCGAUAUGAGAGAGCGUUUUGAGUUCGAUAUACCUCACAAUAUCUGAACUGCACUUUGUGUAACACAAGUGCGAAUACCAUCUACAUUUCUCAGUAACACAUCAUAUAAUAUGAUAGUUGACAGUCUGGAGUGCAGUAUAUGUUUACAAAAUUUUAUUCAUCCUGCACAAUUACCCUGUGGACAUAUAUUUUGCUUUUUAUGCAUCAAAGGUUGUGCUUUUCAUAGACUGAAAUGUCCUAUGUGUCGUAGUAGAUUUUCUUCGCGUUUCUUUGAUGAUCCCAAACUUGUUAAUGUCUGGGUUAAAAGUGAAAAAGAUCGACUUGAUGAAAUAAAUCAACUAGUCGAUUCAUGUGAAUGUUUGUCAAUCCGACCACAACAAUCAGCAGCAGUAGAAGAAGGUGAUGCUUCAACCUCAAAUCAUCAAUGUUCAAAUUAUGCCUGGUUCUACGAAGGUUUUCAAGGUUGGUGGCAAUACGAUGAACGUACAUGCUAUGAGUUAGAAAAUGCAUUUAACAAACAAUUACCAUCUCAUGAGCUAACAAUUGCAGGUUAUAUUUAUGUUAUAGAUCUAAAGAAUAUGACUCAAAUACGCAAAGAUCGUUCUGGACGUUUACGUCGAAUUAAACGGGAUUUAGUGACUUGUGAGAAGAAAGGUGUUGCUGGAAUAAAGCUUUCUUCAAUUCAAGCAUCUGGCAGUGAUACAAUUUCUAAAACACCUAGAUGUGAUGAAGCUAGUGUUUCCAACUCAAAUACACUUCCUACUACUACUACCAGCUCGUGUAAUCCUCCUUCAAAUUCUUCAGCUUCCACUUCAAAUCCUGGAUCUUCAACACAUGAUACCAAUUCAGCAGUUGGCCGAGUUCUACGUUCAAGUCGGUCACGUACUCCGCAUUCUCUUGGUAAUACAAGCACUGGGUUAGCGUAUACAGCUGACGCCGUCCAUAGAUCUAUUUCAUCUGGACCACGUAAUCAGAGUGAUACAAGCUCCACCACCACGUCCCCCUCCUCCUCCGCAGUAGAAUCACAUAAUCAACACACAUGAUGAAAGCAUUCACAUUCACAUCCUUUGCUUAUAUACAAUUAAUUAUUUGCCUCCAGAAACGAAAAUUCACAAUCAAGUCAAUUUGUUUUCAUAACUGUGAUCACUUUAAGACUCAUUUGGAGGACUCUUAUCUCUGGAGAAAAUUUUCAAAUGUUGUAUCAUAUACACAAAGCUUAGAAGAAAACAAACUGUUUUAGAUAGUACAGAAAUUUUUAACAUAUAUAUACUUUUAUCUUAUAUAAUGCCCUAAGUGUAUUUUCAAUAAAAAUUAAUUCCUUG
This is a messenger RNA of Trichobilharzia szidati, 1326 nucleotides long. Lineage: Eukaryota; Metazoa; Platyhelminthes; Trematoda; Strigeidida; Schistosomatidae. The record is from the annotation of a GenBank genome assembly.